Thlaspi arvense is the source of this 1530-nucleotide messenger RNA. Lineage: Eukaryota; Viridiplantae; Streptophyta; Magnoliopsida; Brassicales; Brassicaceae. The record is from the annotation of a GenBank genome assembly.
AUGGAACUUCCAAGCCUAAAUUCAAAAAUUCAUCUGAUACUUGUGUGUUGCUUUUGCACGCUGAGCUGCAUCUUUGCAGAAACGGUAGCCUCCUCCGUGCUCAAGGGGAAUGAGACAGACCUCUUAUCAUUGCUUGCAUUCAAAGCCAAUGUGCUUGAAGAUCCCUUACGUGCUUUGAGCUCUUGGAAUGAAUCUUACCACUUCUGCCAGUGGCCAGGCAUCAAAUGUGGCCGCCAGCAUCAGAGGGUAAUUGCUCUGGAUUUACAGUCAAAAAAGCUAGUGGGAUCCAUAUCACCACACCUUGGUAAUUUAAACUUUCUGAGGGAGUUAAUGCUUCAGAACAACAGCUUCAACUAUCAAAUCCCUGCAGAGAUUGGCCGAUUAAGAAGACUCCAUAUUCUGAUGGUAAAUAAUAACUCAAUUGAUGGCCUUAUUCCGCCCAAUAUAUCUCGUUGCUCAAGCCUUAACAUCAUCGAUAUUUCUUACAACAAAUUGUCUGGGGAGGUUCCAAUGGAGCUGGGCUACUUGGCAAAGCUCAAGAAAGUAAUCAUUCAUGACAACAAUCAUGAGGGAAGUAUAUCUCCUUUUGAGAGUUUAGAUAUGCAGCGUAAUCAACUCAUAGGAAGUAUUCCCACUGAGAUUGGAAAGCUUCAAAAGCUACAAGACUUAAACCUCUUGAACAAUAAACUCUCCGGUAACAUACCUUACUCCAUUGGAAAUUUGAGUUUGUUAAAUCAACUAGUUUUAGGAAUUAAUAAUCUUGAGGGAAGCAUUCCUCCAAGCUUGGGAGAAUGCAAGAAUCUGCAACUUCUAUUUCUUGCUCAAAACAACCUGAGUGGUGACAUUCCAAAACAAGUUCUAGGCCUUUCAUUAAUAUCAAAUGAGGUGGACCUAUCCCAAAACCAACUAAAUGGUUCCCUUCCUUUGGAAGUUGGAAAUAUGAUUAAUCUUGGGUACUUGGAUGUCUCCGGUAACCAUUUGUCAGGUGAAAUUCCCAUCACUCUUGGUAGUUGCGUAAGUUUGGAAACACUACGCGUGGCAAGCAACUCAUUUUGGGGCCAUAUUCCUUCUUCUUUAAGUUCCCUAAAAGGAAUCCAAGAGUUGGACCAUGCAAACAAUGAACUGUCUGGUGGAGUCCCAGAGUUCCUAGAGAACUUUGCCCUGUUGGAAAGUUUGAAUUUGUCAUUUAAUAAUUUUGAAGGCCCUGUACCAACGAAGGGGAUAUUUGCUAAUGCUAGUGCAAUAUUAGUGGAGGGAAACCUUAAGCUUUGUGGAGGUGUACAUGGACUGCAGUUGCCUCAUUGUAGCUUCAAAGCGCAUGGCAAAAAGAGAUCAUACAGUACCUUAAAAUUAGUGUUAUCCAUCACUUCUUUUAGAAGAGAAUUCAGCAGUCAAAAGAUUAUAGAGUGCUUGAAAUUGAUACUCGAAGUUGGAGUAAAUUGUUCGUCCAACUUGCCUGAAGAAAGAAUGGCAAUCAAUGAUGUUAAAGCGGAGUUGGAGUUCAUUAAGGACAGCCUUUUGGGAUCUUAA